This is a messenger RNA of Gigantopelta aegis, 2293 nucleotides long. RefSeq names its product L-threonine dehydratase catabolic TdcB-like. The record is from RefSeq and is a predicted model, not a curated record. Lineage: Eukaryota; Metazoa; Mollusca; Gastropoda; Neomphalida; Peltospiridae. The transcript is spliced from 7 exons. Gene Ontology annotation, biological process: L-serine catabolic process; L-threonine catabolic process. The coding region runs from base 102 to 1109 and encodes 335 amino acids. Gene Ontology annotation, molecular function: threonine deaminase activity; L-serine ammonia-lyase activity.
AAUACCUUUACAAGGCGUUAAAUUAGUGUUUCUAUACCGUAUGGGACAGAUUUGGUUAGACGAAUAUACUGUAACAGAUUUAGCCACCUCCUGCCUGAAUAAUGGCGGCCGAAGAGGAUCAGUUGGUGACUCUUGACGACGUGUUCGAAGCCCAACAAGUGCUGGCAGACGACUCGCUAACACUCAGAACACCUGUAUUAAAACACGUGCAGACAUUCUUUACGUCUGUUCAUCAGCAAAAUAUUGAUCUGUACCUCAAACUGGAAAACAUGCAAACAAUGGGUUCUUUCAAAAUCCGUGGAGUGACGAAUCAGAUGAAGAAGCUGGUACCAAAGAUUGCGUCAGGUCAAAAGCUGAUUACCAUAUCAGCUGGGAACUACGGUAAAUCGUUUGCCUUUGCCCUGAAGAGUCGUGGUAUUCCAGGGAUAUGCAUCAUGCCCGACAGUGUCCCAUUCAGCAGGGUGCAGCUUAUUCGGGAUCUGGGUGUAGAGGUUGAACAAGUGCCCACAAUCCAAUUGCAAUCGACAGUUGAUCGUUACGUCACAGAACAGGGAUAUCUGUACUGUCACCCUUUUAAUAGCACUCCCUGUGUGGCUGCAUAUGGGAGUAUUGCUUUAGAGAUUUUAGAAGACGUCCCAAAUCCAGACAUAGUGUUGGUGCCCUGCGGGGGAGGAGCAUUAACGGCAGGUGUGGCUGCGGCGAUUAAACUAUCAGGACAGUCCCAGUGUCGAGUGUAUGGUGUAGAACCAGAACAAGCGGCGUCUAUGUUUGAAAGCUUCAAGGCAGGACAUGCCGUGACCUUACCAACAACCAAAUCUGUUGCAGCAGGCUUAUCGCCCCCUUAUGCAGGAACAAUUACAUACAACCACUGUAAACAUUUUACAGAAGGUAUUUUAUUAGUGACCGAUGAGGAAAUUGUGAAGACUGUAGAUGCCCUCUACCGGCGAGGACUUGUGGUGGAACCUUCCGGGGCGGCAGCUAUGGCAGCGAUGAUCUAUGGGAAGAUUCCUGAUGUUCAAAACAAGAAAGUGGUUGUUCUGAUAAGUGGGGGAAAUAUCACACCAGAAGAAAUGAACCAACUGUUGCCUGAUUUUACUAAACCUAAAUAAAACGAAGUGGACUUUUUCUCUCUUUUUUUUUGUAAAAGAUGUACAGUGAAACCUGUCUAAACUGGAUCCAAAACAAACCGGAAUCUGGUCAAAACCGUCCAAGUUUCAUGGUCUAAAAUUUUCUAGAUCCUAAAAUGUAACCCUCUAAACCCUGAAUACAGUCUAUAUCAGAUAAAUAUUUGGUCUCCAGCAUGCUCCGGUUUACACCGGUUUUGCUGUAUAUACUAUCUGAAAAACACAGUUGACAAAAGCAAAAUAUUUCAUUAAUUUGAUUAUCAGUACAAUUUUAACCCAGCAUUUUGGCAUCCAACUGCCUUUAUUAGGGGAACACAAUUCUCUUAAAGACACUAUCCUGAGUUUUUUGGCAAUUGUUGAGAUGAUGUCAACCACCAGACUUUUUAAUGACUGUAAUUACAUGUAUUAAAUACAUUUUUAAAAAUCAAAUCAGGUUUCUGAUUGUCCUAGUUUGUCCUAGUUUUUGCAGUACAUCAAACUUCAUUCUAUUUUGUAAUAUAUGUACUUAUAGGUUUUUCUUUGUGUGGAAUUAUUGGGAUAUCAAAUUUAGUUUGGCCUACUUAUUACAAAUAUUAGAAUGAUCAGAAACACAGUGGAUAUCUAGACACUGAUAUUCUACACAAUAAACUACAUGUACAUGUAUAUUCAGUACGUAAUUUUAGUCGUUAAAAGCUUUGGCAGCAAAUUCAUGACAGUCUCUUUAAUAUAUUCCGUAACAGUCUUAUUCAGCUAAGAACCACUUUGACCACUUGGAAUAUUCAUGUGUGGAAAACAUUUUUAACAUUUUCAAAAUUUAUGGAAAACAUGGAAUAAACAACACUUAAUUCCAACAAAGCAUGAAUAUAAAAGUUUAAUAGCCAAAUAUAUAAAGUAUUUACAAAAUGUUUUACAUAUCACAUACUCUUAUAUUAUGUACAAUACUUAUUCAUUCCAUUAAAAUAAUAACUUUGUUCCACAUUAUUCUAAAACAAUAAUGGUUUAAAAGUGUAAUACAUAAUCCAUUUAAUGGUCAUCAAACAUCAGUUUACUACUAUGCAAUGUAUCUGGAGUCUUUGUUGACAUUGCUAUAAACUUUAAAUAAAAACCACUGGAUGGAACAAAAAAUAUAAUUAUAAUAAAAGCUAAAAACUUUAAAAUAAGAGAUGUGCAAUAAGCCAUACUAAAAUAAA